This is a messenger RNA of Racocetra persica, 441 nucleotides long. NCBI's taxonomy places the organism in Eukaryota, Fungi, Glomeromycota, Glomeromycetes, Diversisporales, Gigasporaceae. The record is from the annotation of a GenBank genome assembly.
AAAAACAAAAAGUGAUAAGAAAGUUAGAAUCUGUAAAUGUUGUGGUAGUGAAUACUCAAUACCUCAAAAACUUCGUGAGCAUCUUAAGCGAAAAAAUCUAUGCAAACCAUUACAAGAAGCUAACCAACAACCCAUUGAAGAGAAUAUUCAAAAACCUGUUCAAAAAGAACUUGGUCUAGGUGGAUGUCUUAAAACAGAAAACUUGGAUGACUGUAUAACUCUCUGUUAUGAUCUUGAACAAUACGAUCCAGAAGUAGUUAGACCACCAACAAAAGAGGAAUUAAAAGAAGAGAUUAAGAAGAGACAAGAAAGACCAGAAAAAGACCUAGAGUUUAGAGAGCAAGAAGAGUUGAGAAUGGCAGUUAAAAGAAGUGCUAUAGCUAUACAUCAUGCAAAAGUUUCUAAAUCUCAUCCAGAUAAUAGAAGUGAUAUACGAAAAAU